Messenger RNA from Silurus meridionalis, 2091 nucleotides. RefSeq names its product TAF15 RNA polymerase II, TATA box binding protein (TBP)-associated factor (gene taf15). Gene Ontology annotation, molecular function: transcription coregulator activity; RNA binding. The coding region runs from base 90 to 1409 and encodes 439 amino acids. Gene Ontology annotation, cellular component: nucleus. Lineage: Eukaryota; Metazoa; Chordata; Actinopteri; Siluriformes; Siluridae. Gene Ontology annotation, biological process: regulation of DNA-templated transcription. The transcript is spliced from 16 exons. The record is from RefSeq and is a predicted model, not a curated record.
UGUUCAUAAAUACUGCAGUGUGCUCUGUGGCGCUGUUGACUUUUAACGUUAAAGACGGAGUAGAGGUUAUUUUAAUUUUAUACGGAAAUAUGGCGUCGGAUUCGGGCUAUGGGCAGCCAGGAGCCCAACAAAGCUAUGGAUCUUAUGGUGGAUCACAGAGCUAUCAACAUGGUGCGCAGGCUUAUGGACAAGGUAAUGGAAGUAGCUCAUAUGGUGGACAGAGUUACGAGGGUUAUGGACAGUCGGAGAGUUUCAGUCAGCCAUCACAAGUUUAUGGCUUUGGACAGCAACCACCGCAGAGUUAUGAAGGUUAUGGGCAGCCAAGCUCGGAGACUUCAUCGGGGUAUGGAGACAAGUCUUAUGGGCAGCAAAGCUCUUAUGGACAGCAGGGCUCAUACGGUCAGCCAUCUGAAGGAGUACAGCCUGCUGGAUCAUUUGGAAGUCCGUCAGCCGGUUACGGAAGACGUACUGAAGGUGAUAGCAGGCGGUUUGGUGGUGGUAGUGGUGGUAGUGAAGAAGGAGGCAACAGGUCUGAGGGGUACAGGGGCCGAGGGCGUGGUGGCUUUGACCGCGGAGGCUUUGACCGUGGCGGUUAUGAUCGUGGUGGCUUUGACCGGGGUGGAAGAGGAGGAGGUCUGCCCUCAGGUGUGGGUGGUGGUGACCGUGGUGGCUACAAAAAUUACGGUGGACCCAGAGAGUAUGGUCAACGGGAUGAUUCAGGCGAAGAGCAAGACAACUCUGACAACAACACAAUCUUUGUCCAAGGCCUUGGAGAGGAUGUCACAACUCAUGAAGUUGCUGAUUUCUUCAAACAAAUUGGAAUAAUUAAGCUGAAUAAAAAGACUGGCAAACACAUGAUUAACCUGUACACUGACAAGGCCACCGGCAGACUAAAGGGCGAAGCCACAGUCUCGUUUGACGAUCCUCCUUCUGCCAAAGCUGCUAUUGAAUGGUUUGAUGGCAAAGAAUUCAAUGGAAAGCCCAUUAAGGUGUCCUUUGCCACCAGACGAGCGGAGUUCUCCCAGAGAGGAGGAGGAGGAGGCAGCGGGAGAGGCCGUGGUGGUUUCAGAGGCCGAGGAGGCUUUGGUGGAGGUCCCAAUUUUGACAUUAAAGGAGGAGACUGGCUUUGUCCCAACAGCUCUUGUGGAAACAUGAACUUUGCCCGGCGAUACGAAUGCAACAAAUGUGGCGCACCAAAACCUGGAGAUAGUUUUGAAGAUCGUGGCAGUAGAGGUGGAGGUGGCAGCUACGGUGGUGAUCGUGGUGGCUACAGAGGUGGAAGAGGUGGUUUCAGAGGUGGAGACCGUGGUGGUUACGGUGGUGGUGGAGAGCGUGGAGGCUAUGGUGGUGGAUACAAGAUGGGAGGAAGAGGGGAGCACAGAGAGGAAAGAAGAGACCGGCCCUACUAAAGGAUUAGGAGACGUCAUUCUAAUCCAGGAAGCUGGAAAGGGAGGGUGGGCGGGAGGGAGGGGAUGUAAUAUGGGGAAUUAAAGUAAAGGAUGGGUCCAUUUUUCCACAGUCUGCAUAACUCUUUGGCCAGACAGUCUCAUGUAUUGCUUGCAGUGGCUGUUUUUCCCAGUAGGAUCAUUGUUCAUCAACUAUUUAAGCACUCUGGUUUGAGAUAACUGGGAACAGGAAGCGGGGGGGAGGGAUAUGGGGUGCUAAAGGUGAUUUUUGCUAUUUUUGUUACUUUCUUUUAAUUUCCUCAACCUGGUAGAAUUCACGUUAAGUAUGUGGUAGACAUAAUUGUGUAUCAAUUUCUUUUUUGUUUUGUUUUUUUUUUUUUUUUUUUUGUAAGACUUAAAUGAACUGUUUUACUUGGGAUUUUCCUGUUUGGAAGUGAUAUUAAACAUGAUUCUAAUCUUACUGUGUGACUCUUUGGUUUUGCUGGGGUGAUGAGCCGGAGGAGCAUGUCCUUUUUCUGUCCUUUUGGUUUUCUUUAGCUAUUUAUUUGCUGUUCUUACAAGCUUGCUGGCUUGGAUUUGAUAAGGUUUGCCAGUGUAACCAGUACCCCCACCCCAAAAUAAAGGUUCUGGGCUGGAAGAAAUGCAUUUGAAGGUUUAAUAAAGCUAUGUAUAUGAAUAGACCAUA